AUGUCUGAGAAACUUUUUGGUUUGUUGUCAAGUUGGCUAAAGAAAGGGGAGUGCAGUGAAAUCUACACACUGGAGGCUCUCAAGGUGUAUCAUUAGAACCUGGAAAGAGAGACAGAGAGUGGCCAGCUGAUGCUCUCAGAAUCGAAGUCUCGACCUCAACGACAACCCAGUUACCCUGCAGCUGUUGACUGGAGUUCUUACGCUAGAGGUGUCAAGCCAUUCUCAUUUGAGCAGUUGAAUUUUCCAGAGAUGAUUUAUUUUGAUGAGUUCACCUUCACCAAGCUUAAGAGAAACACAGGAAAUUACACAGUUUGACAGAAAGACCUGUGCUGUCACUUAAGUUUUGGGAUGUCUGAGAAACGAACUGAUGAAGUGUAUGCACGCGGUGCCUUUGAUGGAUUGCACGCGAUAGAAGGCCAAUAUUUCUUACAGGUAGAAACACUCAAGUAUGUAAGAAUGACUUUGUUACUCGUUUGUCUUCUAGGUCAUCAUUGCAUUUCUUUAAGAAUUGUGCUGGAUUCAGUUAAUUGGAAUAGUGUUACAUUUGUCAUUGAACUUUCCUCCCUAGAAUACUUUGCUUAUGACAUUGUCAGAGAAGGCCUCUGGACCAGAAACCAAAUCUGCACUGAAGCUAAUCCUUUGCUUUCUUGGAUUAGGUUUCAAGAGAUGGAUGUCUGCAGAGCCCCUUUGCCUAUCUUGGUUCUAGCCCUUUAUGGAAGAGUGUUUGAGAGGGGUCCUCCAUGCUUAGGGAAGGGCUCUGGGUAACUACAGUGAUCCUCAUUCACUGCCAUCCUUUCAGGAUUAGCCUGGCAAAGAGGGGGGAAAAAGAGAGAGCCCACAUAUCUGUUUAGAAGAUGUGUCAUGACUUUGCUGAAACAGCCAACUUAAGAAGACUUAAAAAGAAAUGGAUGAGUGCGCACGUUUUGCAUACUCACUCUGGGAGUUGCGGUCAUCUUCUGUGUGGGUGCACAGAACCUGGUUGGGCUUCUGGAGAAAAGUCAGAAAAAUGUGAGGACCCUCCUAAUAUUGAAACCUCCUCCACACCUUCCCUCCCACUCCAUGUUUAUCUCAUAAGCCUGUCCAGUAAUUUGGCAAGCACAGCUGGAGUGAUCAUACCAGGACUGGCUGCCUGAAUGGACUUCUACUCCAGAGCUUCCUUUAUAAAUUCUUUUGGAAUGAUUGCAAUCUCUUUGUGAAAAAAAAUGGAUAAACGCAAACCUCCAUUAAAUAGAGUUGGGAGAAGAAGGGGAAGUUCUUAUGUCCCGCGACAAGAGCAGAGCAAGCAGGAAGAAGACCACUCUCUCCUUUCCUGGCAAGGAUUUUUUGUGGCAAGAACUCAGUCAAGGAAAAAUUAGGGACUUUUUGUUUACCCUAGUUCUCUCAACUUCCUUUUUCUCUAUAUAAAAGCAUUCUCUUUCUCUUGCUCUGAUCACCAUGGUGGCAGAUCCCGAAUUGCAAUUCUCUGCUGAUCCUGAAUAAACCCGUCUUUGCUGGAGAAAUAUCCCAUAGUCUGUUUCGUACUUCCUUGUGAAGUACUGAAGUACGUGUAUUUCUACCCACCUGGGAAGGGAAAACCCCAAGGAGAUCGGCAAGCAGAGGGAGCUGGUAUUUGCUACAGACUUAAGAGUACCUGAUAAACACAACCUCUUGGCUGCUUUGGCAGUCACAGAAUAAAGUUACAAUAGUACUGAAGUUAAAAAAAAAAUAAUACAUACUCUUCUGCAAACUGAACAAUAGAAACACCAUCCAAAGCGAAAUCUAAAAUUGAAACAAAUAAUCAUAAGCACUAAUUCUGUAAACAUAAAGUUUUCCUUAAUUCACAACUAAAAUUUGCCUUCUAAUUCCAUACCAAAAUUUCUAAGCUUUUUUCUAUUUUACAUUAUUUUCCCCCUCUUCUCUCUCCCUCUAUCACCUCUUCUUCUCCCUCUCAUUCUUUAUACUCACCCUCUAUGACUUGCGUGGUUUGCAGUCUUUAAGAUGGUCCAGAGUAAUCUGUGCCUCAUAUAUGCCCUUGGGUAAGUAAGCCCCUCCCAACAAAUGUGCUGACUGGGUGGUUUUUGUUUUUUUUUUUUACAUUUCUUUUUAAUUAGAGGAUAAUUGCUUUGCAAUAUUGUGAUGGUUUUUGCCAUACAUCAACGUGAAUUGACCAUAGGUAUACAUGUGUCCCCUCUUUCUUGAAUCCCCUUCCCAUCUCCUACCCCAUCCCACCCCCCUAGCUUGUCACAGAGCACCAGUUUUGGGGUCCCUGCACCGUACUUUUAAUGAAUAUAAAACAACACAAUUGAUGGGCUGCCCCUUUCUAGAUGACAUUACUAAAGACUGCGACUUCUAUCUUGGAUGGUGGGUUCUCUUGUGACCUGGGUUUGAGGGAAGCUGGAUGCCAGCAUGUGAGCUUCGUUUUAGUGCGGCCAGGGGCCGUCACAGCAAGGAACGCGUUGGGCCACAGCCAGUGUGGACCCGAGGCCUGCCUGGAGCCAUGUGAGCCGAGAACUUAGAGCUGACUCUUUUCCCAGUCCAGCUUUGGUAACUGUGGGACAGAGGCACCCAGCCAAGCUGCCCUAGGUUUCCUCACCCACAGAAAAUGUGAGAUCAUACAAGCUUGCUCUUAGAAGCCAUUACUUUUGGGGGGUGAUGUGUCAUUUAGACAAUGAAUAUUCCUCUUUGUCCUGAGUCUUCACCAUUUUGAGGCAACGAAAGUGAACAAAAUGUGAAAUUCAAAUAUUCACAAGGUGAUAGUAAUAAUAAUUCACAAUUGAAAAGCUGUUUAUUCUUCAAGUUAUAUACAUAAACUACUAGGUGUUGAAGUUCUAGCAUGUAUGAAUUCCAGAAAUUCAUAUGCUUAAGUUUUAACCCUCUGCACCUCAGGAUGUGACUUUAUUUGGAAAUAUGAUCAUUUCAGAUGUAAUCAGUUAAGAUGAUGUCAUACUGGAGUAGGAUGGGCACUAAAGCCAUUGACUGGUGGCCUUGUAAAAAAAGUAAAAGUUUGGGUGACUCAGACGUGCCCACAGAGAGAAUACUGGGUGAAGACACACACCCAGGGAGGAGACAGCUAAAUACAAGGAAAGAGGCAGGAACAAAUGUGUCCCUCACAGCCCUCAGGGGGAGCCAAUUCGGCUAACCCCUUCCUCUGAAACUUCUAUCCCCCAGAAAUGCAAGACAAUACAUUUCUGGUGUUUAAACCACCUAGGGUAUGGUAGUUUGUUAUGGCAACCCUAGCAGAUGGAAACGU
Molecule: messenger RNA, 3229 nt
Organism: Odocoileus virginianus texanus
Lineage: Eukaryota; Metazoa; Chordata; Mammalia; Artiodactyla; Cervidae
Source: RefSeq, a predicted model, not a curated record